CAUGAUGCAGGCAGAACAGUAACGUUAGAGACUUACAGCCACCUGUCUGUGGAACUCAACAGGAGCCGAACCAGCGUUAAAACAAGCCCUCAGAGAGGAAGGGUAGAACCUGUCAUUAGGAUCCCUGGAUGCCCGCCGGUGCCCUCGCCCUGGCCGCACACGCAGACUCAAUGGCCAUCAGCUGACCCCUCCCCCCAGGAUGACGGUGAGAGAGCGGCUUCGGCAGAACAUCUCGGCUGCCUUCUACCGGCACGGCCUGCUAUGUGCCUCCUACCCGGUUCCCAUCAUUCUCUUCACCUCUGCCAGCAUCCUGACCUGCUGUUACCCUCUGCUGAAGCUGCCUCUGCCAGGAACAGGGCCUGUCGAGUUCACCACUGGAGUACGAGAUUACUCUGUUCCAUCCCAUGAGUCUCAGGGCAACCUGUCGGAGCGCCCUGAUUGGUAUCGGGGUCCUCCGGUGGCCUACAUCCAGCAGGUCCUGGUCAAGGCAGCAGUUUCACCAUGGGACAACAGUCUGGUUCCUGUGGAUGUGUUCCGCUCUCCCCUUGGGCGCGUUUUCAGUCUCCUGGAGGAGAUCAGAAACCACAUUUACACAGACAGAAGUUUGGAGGCACUGUGCUUGCAGGUAACGGACCUGUUGCCAGGGUUGCGGCGCAUGCAGGCGGUCCUUCCAGAGCACGGCUGCCUGCUGGUUUCCCCUGGUAACUAUUGGCAGAACCGGCGUGACCUGUUUGAUGCAGAUCCAGACCUCCUGAAGACAGUCCACCAACAUGAACCCAAAGGCCUUCAUACUUCAGCCACUCUGAAAGAUUUACUCUUUGGUGUCCCGGGGAAGCAGACAGGUGUAAGCCUGUACAGCAAGAAGAGAGUGGUGACAUACACCAUCACAAUUGCACUAAGCUCCUAUGAUGCAAGGUUUGUAGCCAGUCUCCGAGCCCGUCUGAAACUGCUUCAUCCUUCAGCGAACUGCACUCUGCGUGAAGACCACAUGGUACAUGUCCAUUUCAAAGAGGAGAUUGGCAUCGCUGAGCUCAUCCCUCUGGUCACCACCUACAUUAUCCUCUUUGCUUAUAUCUACUUCUCCACCCGAAAGAUUGACAUGGUGAAAUCCAAAUGGGGCUUGGCGCUGGCUGCUGUGGUGACGGUUCUCAGCUCUCUGCUCAUGUCUGUGGGACUCUGCACCUUGUUUGGCUUGACGCCCACGCUGAAUGGAGGGGAAAUCUUCCCUUACCUUGUGGUGGUAAUUGGUUUGGAGAAUGUCCUUGUCCUCACUAAGUCUGUUGUGUCAACGCCUGUCGACCUUGAAGUCAAGCUGCGUAUUGCUCAAGGUCUAAGCAAUGAGAGCUGGUCCAUAAUGAAGAAUAUGGCAACUGAACUGUGCAUCAUCCUCAUUGGAUACUUCACAUUUGUACCAGCAAUUCAGGAGUUCUGUCUGUUUGCUGUGGUCGGUCUGGUGUCCGAUUUCUUCCUGCAGAUGUUUUUCUUCACCACUGUGCUGUCUAUUGACAUCCGCCGCAUGGAGUUGGCUGAUCUGAACAGGCGUCUCCCGGCAGAAGCGGGGAUGCCUCCGCCUAAACCGGGCCCUUUGCGUCCACGAGAAACACCUCCACCACCCCGCCCUUCUCCCCACACCAUCACCCUGCAGGCUCCUGCUUUCCGGAACCUCCGCUUGCCCAAGAGGCUCAGGGUGGUGUACUUCCUAGCCCGCACUCGCCUGGCACAGAGAAUCAUCAUGGUUGGCACUGUGAUCUGGAUUGGGAUCCUGGUCUACACGGACCCUGCUGGUCUGAGGACUUUCCUUGCUGCCCAGGUGUCAGAGCAGAGCCCUCUUGGGGAGGCGGGGCUUCCGCCUCACUUGGGCGUUGCUCCAGUAUUUCCUGGUGGAGACCCAACCAGCACACUGAGCGUGCUUCCUGCCCCCGAACCCACUCCUCUACCUGAAAACCAAUCCCAGGGUCACCGAGCAGCCCGCCCAGGAGUUGCCCCUGUGUCCAGCCCCCAGAUCACUUGGGGCCCUGAGGAUGAGGAGCUGUGGAGGCGGCUUUCUUUCCGCCACUGGCCCUCACUCUUUAGCUAUUACAAUAUCACUCUUGCAAAGAGGUACAUCAGCAUUCUUCCAGUCAUCCCCGUCACGCUCCAUCUCAGCCCGCAAGAGGCCAUAGACACACGCCAUCCCCAGGAUACACACCACGCUCCUCCUCCCAGCAUCAAGACCUCCGAUCUGCAGACAGAUCUCACACUCUACAAGGUGGCAGCUCUUGGACUUUUCGCUGGCGUGGUGUUAGUUCUCCUACUCUUCUGUCUGUAUCGUGUGCUCUGCCCUCGGAACUAUGGGCAGAACGGGGUUCCCCAUGGUCGCCGUCGCCGUGGAGACCUGCCCUGCGACGAAUACGGCUACUCGCCGCCAAUCAGUGAAAUUUCCCCUCUGCUGCUGAGAGGCCACAGCAUGGACAUUGAGUGUCUGGCCAGUGAUGGCAUGCUGCUGGCCAGCUGUUGUCUGGCGGGAAGUGCUUGUGAGGCCGAGAGCCUUUUGGGGGCAGACUUUAGGGAACCAGGAGGAGUAGCGAUGGGAGGGCCAGAUGUAGAUAUUUUCCCAAUAAGGAGGAGGACCAACCCUGCACGCCCUGCCCUGUUUGGGGACCAGCCAGACCUCACCCCUCUCAUUGACACCAACUUUGGGUCAUUGCCCCCAUCUCAGACUUUAAGCAGCUCUGGCUUUGAUUUCGGGGAAUUGGUGGAGAAAGCAUACCAGGAGCAUGAGCCCUCGCCAACACUGGCCUUCCCACCUUCUCCUCCGGCUUCACAGCAAAGGCGACGUAGCCUCGGGGACCAGCCUGUCUUACCACCAGAGCUCCCCCCGCAGAGCAAUGGUGACUGGGACAGCUCGGUGUGGGCCAUGGAGCUGAGGGGUAACCUCAUUGCCACGGGUCGCAGCAGCGGAAAACUGGAGCUGUGGGAUGCAGUAGAGGGAUCAUUACGGUGCAGUAAUGAAGAUGGAGUAUCUGGAAUCACUGCCUUGGCUUUUCUUAAUAACAGAAUUGUGGCAGCUCGCUUAAAUGGCUCACUGGAUUUCUUCACAGUGGAGAUCAACAAGCCUCUGGGGUUGCUUCAAUAUCGCGGACCCCCAGGCCGAGGCAGUCUGCCACCCUCCCCCUGUUACAGCAGUGAGGAUGUGAUCAGCUGUCAGCUGACGCGCUCAGUGCAGUGUGCCCACCAGAAGCCCAUCACUGUGCUCAAAGCUGCCGCUGGCAGAGUGGUCACUGGCAGCCAGGACCAUACAGUCAGGGUGUAUCGUUUGGAGGAUUCUUGUUGUCUCUUCACCCUGCAGGGCCACUCAGGUGGUAUAACUGCUAUAUACAUAGACCAGACCAUGGUUCUAGCCAGCGGGGGCCAAGAUGGCGCCAUCUGCGUGUGGGACGUCCUAACAGGCAGCCGGGUGAGCCACGUUUACGGUCACCGUGGUGAUGUCACCUCAUUGGUUUGCACAACUUCCUGUAUCAUUAGCAGUGGGUUGGAUGACCUCAUUUGCAUUUGGGACCGUAGCACAGGCAUAAAGUUGUACUCCAUACAACAGGAGGUGGGCUGUGGGGCCAGUUUAGGGGUGAUCUCUGAAAGCCUGCUGGUGACGGGAGGACAAGGUUGCGUGUCGUUUUGGGACCUGAACUAUGGGGACCUGCUGCAGACGGUGUACCUGGGCCAGAGCAGCGAAGGUCAGGGCGUCAGGCAGCUCCUGGUUCUGGACAAUGCUGCCAUAGUCUGUGACUUUGGUAGUGAGCUCAGCCUAGUCUACGUGCCCUCUGUUCUGGAGAAGCUGGACUGAACACACACACAAACACCAGCCCACAGAUUUAGCAAAUUUUCAGAGUGGCCGGCACAAAAGCACUCACCCUUUAACCUGAAUCACCACAGGUUCAUUGCAGACAUGAAUGAUGUUUCUCGUGUCCUCUCAUGUACCACCCUACACUUAGUAGGGAGGGAGUGGUCACUUUAUACCACAUCUGAACAGGAUGUAAAUGCAAAACCUGAUUGUUUGGUGUUCAAUAGGCCUCUGAUGCUCCAUCAGAGCAUUUUGUACUUUUGGUAGAACAUCAUACAGAUUAUUCUGUGUAUGAAUCCAGACAGAAUUGCAUAGCUGCUGACAGUGAGAGGUGGCUCGCUUGGCCUGUCUUAAGAUGUCUGUUUGCGUGGAUGUUAACAAGCUCACGGUGAGAAUGCCAGGCCACCCAGCCCAGAAACUCUCAACUGUGUGACAGCUAGAGGUGAGAGAGUUCACAAUAAUAUGUUUGCAGAGGGAGAGGAGGAACGAAAGGUGGUCGUUGGGACAGAAAAAGGCAUAGAUAUUUCCUGCUGAAAGGAGUGUGUUCUUUGCGUGCAACAGUGUUUGAGUGUUUGAAUCUUCAGAAGUGUUCAGGUCACAUUGCACCCCAUAAUCAAAAGAAUUCUUUGAGGUUUGAUUAAAGACUCAAAGCUUGAACAUCUUAGCAACCGCAUAGGAAUUCCUCUUGCAACCUUGCAUAAAGACCGUAAACCUAAUUUAGGACCAAUCAUAUAUAUAUUUUUUAUUUUAAUGACAAUUAAA
Messenger RNA from Sinocyclocheilus anshuiensis, 4579 nucleotides. Its product is annotated as sterol regulatory element-binding protein cleavage-activating protein-like. The transcript is spliced from 22 exons. Gene Ontology annotation, molecular function: sterol binding; protein binding. Bases 200 to 3820 code for a protein of 1206 amino acids. Gene Ontology annotation, biological process: regulation of cholesterol biosynthetic process; SREBP signaling pathway. The record is from RefSeq and is a predicted model, not a curated record. Gene Ontology annotation, cellular component: SREBP-SCAP complex; Golgi membrane; endoplasmic reticulum membrane. Lineage: Eukaryota; Metazoa; Chordata; Actinopteri; Cypriniformes; Cyprinidae.